Molecule: messenger RNA, 316 nt
Organism: Pogonomyrmex barbatus (red harvester ant)
Lineage: Eukaryota; Metazoa; Arthropoda; Insecta; Hymenoptera; Formicidae
Source: RefSeq, a predicted model, not a curated record
CUACGAUGUAUAUAUGUAUGUACAGAUUAGAACGAGUGAAUACUGGAGAAAUGUGCUUCGUAAUCAAUGGCUGUUAGUAUUCCAAGGAAUUGUAAUAGUGAUCGCAAUUCUCACUAUGGGAACGUGGAUAGGAUACUUGUGUAAAGAAGACAUCGUCAAUGAUAAUCCUAUUACACUGUGGCGUUCAAUUGUUGAGCGAAUACAAGAAACUAUCAUUGAUACAGGAACGGAAUUACGACCGUGUUAUCGCACCAAAGCGGAUACGCAACAAAAGAGAAGAGCGAGCCUUUUAAAACGAAAACGUACGAGUGGAUAA